GUCAGACACUUCUCAGUCUUUUUUCGAAUAGUUUGAAUAUCUAUUGAAGUUUAACACGUAUUUAGCCAAUAUGAAAAUCUAUUUUAUUGUCGGCCUUCUCUUCAUGGCUAUGGUUGCUAUCAUGGCUGCACCUGUUGAGGAUGAAUUCGAGCCACUUGAGCAUUUUGAGAAUGAAGAACGUGCCGACAGACAUAGAAGAGUAACUUGUGACCUUCUCUCAUUCAAAGGACAAGUUAAUGACAGUGCUUGCGCUGCUAACUGUCUCAGUUUGGGUAAAGCUGGAGGUCAUUGCGAGAAAGGAGUUUGUAUUUGUCGAAAAACCAGUUUCAAAGAUCUCUGGGACAAACGUUUCGGUUAAGUGCCAUUAUGAAGAUUCAACGAUGAAAUUUUUUAACAAAAAAUAUGAAAACGCGAAAUGAUUAAGAAAUGAAAAAUGAAAAACUGUAUUAUCAUUGAAAAUUCUAUGAACUUUAAUUUACUUAUUUAAUAAAUAAUAUAAGUAAAUUAUCUUUUGGUUUAAUUUCUUUAAAGUAUUAUCUUUUGAAUAAAUAAAUUUUUUUAUAUAGAUAAAUUAGAUAAUAAUAGAAAAUAAAUUUUUUUUCUAAAUAUACUAAUUAUUAUAUUCAUUAUUUUAAUAAUUAAAUUGUUAAAUGCAGUAAUUAACAAUAGAAAUUUAAAAA
Molecule: messenger RNA, 680 nt
Organism: Apis mellifera (honey bee)
Lineage: Eukaryota; Metazoa; Arthropoda; Insecta; Hymenoptera; Apidae
Gene: Def1
Product: defensin 1
Exons: 3
Coding region: 71-358 (95 amino acids)
Biological process (GO): defense response to bacterium; humoral immune response
Source: RefSeq, marked validated